UCGCCUUCCCAACCCAGCCUUACCGAUCGCGAUGCAAUUCUACCCGUCUACCGCUCUUGCCUUGCUCGUCGCUGCUACCUCCGCUGUCGGCGAUGUCUAUAAUCCCAUCGGUCAGCCCUGCUCUCCUCAGGGCGCGGAAGGGUGUGCGAACGACGUACCGAGCCUCAACGGUGGUAACGCAUUCGUCUACGAGUGUGGCCCUGCCGACAAGUUUGUGUACGUUGCCGGAUGCGCGUGCUCGACGUGCUGCACGGCUACCACCAAUGGGGCGUAUUGCACUUGAGGAAGCCAGUGGUCGAGGGCCCGUUAUAAUCACCAGUAAUCCACGGAGAGGUUGUCUUUGAUUGUGUAACGGG
Molecule: messenger RNA, 356 nt
Organism: Fomitopsis serialis
Lineage: Eukaryota; Fungi; Basidiomycota; Agaricomycetes; Polyporales; Fomitopsidaceae
Exons: 3
Coding region: 32-283 (83 amino acids)
Source: RefSeq, a predicted model, not a curated record